AUCUCCUAAUCGUUCAACGCCCACCGACUUAGCCAACCACCACCUAACGAUCAAUUCGAUAUCAAUAUGGCUGACGCACCAAGAGGCGGCUCUCGAGGAGGUUUCGGCGACAGAGGCCGUGGAGGAGAUCGCGGACGUGGACGUGGACGUGGACGUGGUCGCGGACGUGGAGGAAACAAGGACGAGGCAAAGGAAUGGCAACCAGUUACCAAACUUGGCCGUCUCGUGAAGGAUGGAAAGAUCAAUUCCAUGGAGGAGAUCUACCUUCACUCUUUGCCCAUCAAGGAGUACCAAAUUGUUGACUUCUUCUUGCCAAAGUUGAAGGAUGAGGUUAUGAAGGUAUGCGAAAUUUACACAUAGUGCUCCUAUGCGACUAUGAAAAUUCGGCAAAUAUGGAUAUUGAUAUGAAUUUCGUCUACAGAUCAAGCCUGUCCAAAAACAAACUCGUGCCGGUCAACGUACCAGAUUCAAGGCCAUCGUUGUCAUCGGUGACUCUGAGGGGCACGUCGGUCUCGGUAUCAAGACCUCCAAGGAAGUCGCAACUGCCAUCCGUGCUGCUAUCAUCAUCGCAAAGUUGUCCGUUGUUCCAAUUAGAAGAGGUUACUGGGGUACCAACUUGGGUACUCCUCACUCUCUCCCAACCAAGGAGAGUGGAAAGUGUGGUUCCGUCUCUGUCAGAGUAAGUAAAUUCUUAAAAUUCUCUCAUUCGACGACUUGCUAAAUUUCUUCCUCUUUUCCAGCUUAUUCCAGCUCCCCGUGGUACCGGUCUCGUAGCAUCCCCAGCUGUCAAGCGUCUCCUCCAACUCGCAGGUGUCGAAGAUGCAUACACUUCCUCUUCCGGUUCGACCAAGACCCUCGAGAACACCUUGAAGGCUACUUUCGUCGCUGCUGCCAACACAUACGGAUACUUGACUCCCAACUUAUGGAAGGAGACCAAGCUCAUCAGAAGUCCUUUGGAGGAAUUCGGUGAUUCUCUCCGUGCUGGCAAGCGUUACUAGGUGUGUUAGUGGGCUUGUGAAAAUGAAUUCUUUAGUUUAUGCAUAUGGGUUUAUAUGGGGUUAAAAGCUAGGGUCUAUAGCUAUGUCUCAAUGAACUGAUUGCCUUCAUUUUGAUUGAAAUGCUACUGUGAUUGUUCUAUAAUAUGAAGUAUGGAAGUAAGGCGCAAACAGAGUAAAGAAUUUUGACUAGGAAGGUGGGAAUAGCAGGUAUGGAGGGUUCUUCCGGGUAUACACCAACUGGGAAGGAGUUCCUAUGAAUCUGGAAAUUGGGGCGGCAUUAGUCGGCAGCUGAGGAAGGAACCGUCCGUUCAAACCCAACAAUAAGAAAAC
This is a messenger RNA of Sclerotinia trifoliorum, 1328 nucleotides long. The record is from the annotation of a GenBank genome assembly. NCBI's taxonomy places the organism in Eukaryota, Fungi, Ascomycota, Leotiomycetes, Helotiales, Sclerotiniaceae.